ACGUACGGUGUUCAGCAUUUCUGCUUUAGGGAGCUAGGAAAGCUUUCAUGGGGCAGUUCUACUACAGUUGUUCAGUAGUGACAUGACCGAUUGUAAGAAACGACAGUCAGCGGCAGCGAGGGCACGAAAGCAAAGGAGUUUCACAAAGAUGGAAGACUGCUUGAUAGAAGACCAGACAACCUUUUACUCGAAGGCAGAACAUUACUGGAAGGAUGUCCCGCCCACUGUGGAUGGAAUGCUGGGAGGCUAUGGCAGCAUUUCCAGCAUUGACAUUAAUGGCUCCAAAAAGUUUCUUCAAAAAUUCCUUGGGGAAGGCCAGGGUAAGACUGGGACAGGCUGUUCUCUGGACUGUGGUGCUGGAAUUGGCCGAAUCACCAAGCGGCUGCUCCUGCCGCUCUUCCGUACAGUGGACCUAGUGGACGUGACGCAGGAGUUCCUGGAGAAAGCUCGUACAUACCUGGGUGAGGAGGGCAAGCGGGUGGAGAACUACUUCUGCUGUGGCCUGCAAGAUUUUCAGCCCCAGCCAGAACGUUAUGAUGUCAUAUGGAUUCAGUGGGUGAUUGGUCACUUAACCGACGACCACCUGGUGGAAUUCCUGAGGCGUUGCCAGAGCGGUCUGCGUCCGAAUGGCCUGAUUGUGGUAAAGGAUAAUGUUGCAUUUGAGGGUAUAAUACCUGAUGAUGUAGACAGCAGUGUGUGUCGGAACCUGAAUCUCCUACGUCACCUAGUAGCCAAGGCUGGACUCAGCAUCAUCUGUGAGGAGCAACAGCAGAACUUCCCUGAGGAGAUCUAUCAGGUCCACACUCUAGCGCUCAGAUAGCUGCAAGCAUUGCACGAGUAUGUUUUUAUGUGUUUGUUCUGAAGCCAAUGAUGUGAAUGGAAAUUAGGAAUCAAUGUUAGCUACACAAGAAGCCAUGUGUUACUGUCAGUGUGAUCACCGUUUUUUGA
Messenger RNA from Rhinichthys klamathensis goyatoka, 948 nucleotides. It is a transcript of the gene ntmt1, whose product is annotated as N-terminal Xaa-Pro-Lys N-methyltransferase 1. The coding region runs from base 83 to 820 and encodes 245 amino acids. Lineage: Eukaryota; Metazoa; Chordata; Actinopteri; Cypriniformes; Leuciscidae. Gene Ontology annotation, molecular function: N-terminal protein N-methyltransferase activity. Gene Ontology annotation, cellular component: cytoplasm. The transcript has 4 exons. Gene Ontology annotation, biological process: N-terminal protein amino acid methylation. The record is from RefSeq and is a predicted model, not a curated record.